Echinostoma caproni is the source of this 1935-nucleotide messenger RNA. The record is from the annotation of a GenBank genome assembly. Lineage: Eukaryota; Metazoa; Platyhelminthes; Trematoda; Plagiorchiida; Echinostomatidae.
AUGCCUCGAUCACAUCAACGAACCGAAUCCGGGACUGAUGGACUGAAAAAGAAAUCGACCAAAUCGCUUCGCAGUCGAGCACGAGAAAACACCUAUCUGUUCCUCGAGUCUAUCUCCAUUCGUGGAUGUAAUCGGAUCGUGAAAGCCCAGAGCCGAUUUAUCCGUCAUUUGUGGAUAUGUUACCUGGUGUUCACCUCACUUUUCCUCUGGGUAUCCGUGAUGCGACUGGUCAGCGAGUAUUGGAACUACUCGGUCAAUAUUCAAACGUAUGUGAGCAUGGAUGCCCCGGCCGAUUUUCCCGCGAUCACAUUUUGUAAUCAUCAACCGUUUUCCGAGUACGGAUAUGAAUUAUGGCGCCAGGGUCAAGUGAUAUCACCGACUAAAUUUAAUCACGUGCUACGCCAGGAAGCAGAUCAUCGAAUUAAUGCGUCACGUGAUCAUCCAUACUUACUUCCCCCCGAAGCUGCUCAGUUAGGUUUUGUGUUUGAUUCAGUGAAAUUGUAUUAUCAAAACUUGGAUUGGCCCUAUCCAAAACAGCUGGGACAUCAACGAAACGAGAGCAUCUACAUGUGUCUGUUCCGUUAUCUAGGUGAGCAUUUGGUUAUUGGCGGUUCCGGUUGCCACGAUGAUAUGAUACGUGUAUCUGUUCGAUCUCAUCCGCAUCAUUUUAAUUGUCAUACCGUCUCCAUUGCACCUCGUAAAGCCAAACAGGUUCAAGAAGUUGGACUAAUUAUUUGGCUUGGACCGCAAGAGAACUACGACGCCAGUCAUCGUCAGGCUUUCCUGUUGGACCUAUUUGAACAGGCAUACGGUCUACGUGUAGCCAUUCAUGAACCUGGACAGUUGGCCAAUUUAGACAGUCACGGGAUACAGAUUGAACCUGGCCGAAUGAAUGAGCUGAACUUCGAAGCUGUUCGGCACAUACACAUGAGAACCCCGCGAAAUCCGUGUAUUACGAAACCGGAAUCAAAAUACAAAGAUUUGGAUGAAACAUACGAUUACGAGUUCGAGUUGUGUCUAAACACUCUGGUUCAGGCUAAAGUAGUGGAAAAAUGUCGAUGCCUGUAUGCCUAUCUGCCUCGCAUAGCUUUUCCGAACAGCACAUUGCCGUAUUGUGGUCGAUUCCUGGCGGAAUCCGGAGAACAGUUGGAUGUUCAAGGAGUCUUUGAACGAAAGCAAUGUGCAACAGAUAUUAUGAGCCAAGCAGCACAUUUGAAAAAGUCCUUUGAAACAGAGGGACUAUGUCUCCGGCGCUGUGAAUCUGUAGAUUAUGUUAGCACAGUCUCUGUGACCACGUGGCGAUCGACACAGUGGCAAUUGUACUGGAGUCAAGAGACAGCCGCGGCGUUAGAUUCAAGUGAUACCGGUACACUGGCCUCGUACUUUCGUCUCGCGAAUUUGUCCAGCGCAUUGGGUGAGAAAAACAAUGUUCAGUCGAAAGGUCCAACCGGACAAUAUGGGUUCAGUGAUCGUUACACGUAUGUCCUCGUCAAACGAAAAAGCAACGAUACUAUCGUGAAAGCGGAAAAUCUGGUACUCACAUUCAACGCAUUGGUCAGCAGAAUUGGCGGUCUGUGUUCGUUGUAUAUUGGUAUGACAUUUGCAGUAGUGAUAGAAUUGAUCGAGUUUUUAUAUAUCGCUAUUUACGGGAGCAGGCUGGANGUGGUUGAUACUGGCCCUGUCUCAAACGAUGCAACUGCGCAUAAUAACAACAAUAGAUUAGAUUCUGUUCCAGAAAACGAAGGUACCACCUCAAAAGCGUGUGCGGUUCAGGACAGCAAUGAUACGGAUCAGUUGUCAGAGGUUCAUGAACACUUUUUGGCCCAGCCGUUGACCACAGACUCCUCAGACAUAAAAGAUGAGCAUGUGACAUCACUUGAUCCAUUGAUAAUCACAAAUAAGAAUCAAGUUGAAGAUCGAAGGAGCGCCUUGUAA